UGGGGUUCAUCAGCUCCUGAAGCCACAGGGUCAGGUGACGCUUCUAUCUGGACUCGACUCACAGAUUUAGGACCUGUCGGCCUCCACCACUGGAGAACACCAGCCUAAGCUACAGCUCCAGAGCCAUCACUUCAUCACUUGGGAAGAGACUGGGCUCUAGCUUGACAUGGCUUUCAAUGGCGUGCCAACUGAAGACGGGGGCCAGGUCCAAAUGACAGGAGAGAGACCAGCCAGGCCACCACCUGCCUUUACUGUGGAACCCUGGCAGCCACUUAAGCAACCGCUUUUAGAAGACCCUUACCCUGAUUUUACAAGAAGAGAACUGUCUGACCCAACCCAAAGUUCCUUAACUGGAGCUAGUAGCUGGUUCCAGAACAGGCGAUCUCCAUUCCCAGCUGAAGAGGAGAGACGCCGGUUAUACUGGGUUACGAAACAAGAAAGAGACUCUGUGCAAGGCCACACACUUCAGGAUCUCAAGCCUGACGCCUCCAACUCCGUCCCGCAGAAGAAGAGGAGACUCACUCCGCUCCUGGAGACUCUGCUGAGGAGUGAGGGCUGCUCCGCUCCGAACUCCCAGGGGGUUCCCGGUCAUCAGGGCAGUUCAGACCACCUUAGAGUUUCAUACACUAAGGAACCUGACUGGGCUGUGGAGUAUCAAGGUGACACAGGAAGAGGGCUAUUUCCUGGCUCUCUGUUUCCCAGCAAUGCACCAGACAAUGGCUUUCCUUCUCCUGCCUCUUCCCGUGACAGGGGUGGGAGUGAGACAGGGGGAAGCCAGUGUGCAAACUCCUACUUUCUACACGCGGUCCAUAGUGUGCAGGGAGUGAGGCAGCAGCCCUGGGAGGGGCAGAAAGGGCCUUACUCAGGCUUUCAGGGAGAGGAACACAAUGACUGGCAGCAGUUCUUCUCUGUCCCGAUGCAGGAGCAGGGGUGGUACCCUCCAACUAAGCGGAAGUCAUUGUGCUCUCUGCUGCAGCAGGCAACUCUCGGAAGCGAGGGUGUGUCCCCACCACCACUCCUGGGGCAAGAUGUGCCUGGUGGAGGCUCAGAGCAACCUGGUGUGUCCCCACCACCACUCCUGGGGCAAGAUGUGCCUGGUGGAGGCUCAGAGCAACCUGAGGCCUACACAUACCAUGUGGCCGGUUCAUGAUGGUUUGGCAAAAAGGAUACCUAAUCUUUUGCUGCAGGUGGCGAACCAGUUGUUAAAAAUGACCCUUAGAAUCAGGGUUCUCGCUCAGGUGGGCGGCUGGGGAGCCACCCAGUGUUGACAUUCUAUACUUUUUUUUUUUUAACGUUCAUCUGUCCCAACUUUUUUUUUACAACUGUAUCUAGUUUUUUAAAAAGUAUUCCUCAUCCUGGGUUAUAUUGGAGCUUAUGAAAUAUAGCUGUGAUUUAUUUUGCACAAAUUUGAUAAAACAAUUAUAAACUUCAGGGCACCUCAAUGGUUUCAUGGGAAGGAA
This is a messenger RNA of Echinops telfairi (small Madagascar hedgehog), 1460 nucleotides long. RefSeq lists its product as uncharacterized. The coding region runs from base 167 to 1150 and encodes 327 amino acids. Gene Ontology annotation, molecular function: DNA binding. NCBI's taxonomy places the organism in Eukaryota, Metazoa, Chordata, Mammalia, Afrosoricida, Tenrecidae. The record is from RefSeq and is a predicted model, not a curated record. The transcript is spliced from 2 exons.